GGAGUUGUUUUGUGUGGUGAGAUUUCUGUGGUUGCUGCCGCCGCAGCUUGCAACGCCUGCGUCUGUUCAGUUUUUCUCAGGCUUUCCCGUUCAUUCCGUCGUUUUUCCCUGGUCCGGGCCAUUUGAGAUUCUCAUUGCGGAUACGUUUUUUCACUUGGAGAUCUCGAAAGCCACUCGUUAGUUGACGACAUGAUAUGAUAACGAGAAUCUGUUUUGUGUCGAGGAGUUAAGCGAUCGCAAACGAGGAGCGAGUAUCGAAGCAUCGAGAGUCGAAUUGAGGUCACUUGCACGGGUCGGACUUGCAUCCAAGUGUCCGGGAUGAUUUAGUGCACCACACGCGUGAUUUGCUUGCCGAGAAUCCUUGAAUUUCGAGCAAAAUGUUUGUGAGACGCAUCUGAUGAUACUCUGUCCCGAGGUGAUCCGUAACGGAGAAGUGAAGUGUUUUGUGGUCAGCGACGAUUCGAGCGUGACGAUUUACGGACGAGCUGCGAGGUUUCAGUGUGAAAAAGGGCACUUAAGCCAGUACUUGCAUUGGUGACAAUAUUCAAGGAGAUGUUGUGUACCAGCCCUCCCCCGCCCCCUUCAAGUCCAACCGGUUCCGAAAUCUCUGUCGGGGCGCCAAGUCCACCGCCGCCCGAGCGCAAUUGUGAUGACUAUUUUCGCCCCUUGAAACGGCUAAAAAUGAUUGACUCUAACCGUGAACGUUCAGUGAGCCCGCAGAAACCACCCAGCAAUUCGAUGGAGGGCGUGAAAAGUUUCUCAAUCGCCGACAUCCUUGGACACGAGUCCAACAACCGAACAGAGCACCAUCCGCACCCGCAAUUCCAGCUGAACAACUACCCGCAUCUGACGCCCACGAAAAUCGUUCGCCCUUGGGACCACCUAAGGGGUCCUGUACCCGUCCGACCGUUCCUGCCACCCGCCCUCCUCCACUAUGAACACAGACUGGCCCUAGACUAUCAGAGACAAUUGCAGGAACACCUCAACGCCCAGGCCCAGCUCCUGCGGCAUAUGAGCAUGGAAAUCAUCCCCUCGGAAAGUGGAUCGGAACGUUCUAGUUCCGCGGCGAGCGAUUGCUGCUCGCCGGAAAUCGGUAACAGGAUCUCAUCGUCCGGCGAUCAUCAUGUGCACCUCCAUCACGGGUCAGUGCAUCAAAGGCAUUCCCCGAGCAGUGGUAGUGGCGGAGGCGUGAACAGUGGGAGCGGUAGUGGCGGAAGUCAUAACAGCAGCAAUAGCAGCUCGUCACAGCAAAAAACCAAACCGAACGGGACACCGUUGGACGCACUGUUCCAAAUGACCAACAAGAAUUUCGACGAAUCACAAGGUGAAGAAGAUGAUAUUUCUUCAGAUCAAUCCCACCUGAACCUAUUCGCAACCAGGCCACAGCCAAAGAAGAAACGGAAAUCCCGAACAGCCUUCACCAAUCAUCAAAUUUUCGAAUUAGAGAAACGUUUCCUCUACCAAAAAUAUCUAUCACCUGCUGACCGUGAUGAAAUCGCAGCAGCUUUAGGACUUUCGAAUGCACAGGUCAUUACUUGGUUCCAAAAUCGACGUGCAAAAUUAAAGCGAGACAUGGAGGAGCUAAAAAAGGACGUGGAGAGCGUCAAAGCACUGUCGGCACACAAGAGCUUUCUAGAGAAUGUCAGCGAUUUUACCAUCCUGAAAAAGAAACCAAUCCAAGAAACAGAGACCAGCAGCCCCCAAAAAUGAGGGCUUCAAAGAUUCUACUGUGAUAAGAUCACGAUCUAAAUCUAAAAUGAAUACGCAUUCGAUGGAUUCAGUCUCAUUGGAAUGUCGCGUUCGAGUCAAAGUUCAAUAGCUCCCAGUAUGUGACAGUGUUCAAGGUCCAGAACCAAUUACUCCUAGGGAAAUGUAUAUUACUGUAAAUAUUAGAAUUAGUUAUUGAAAAUGUUAUUAUUUAUCUGAAUAUAAUUAAGUGGAAAUGCAAUUGUAAAUAUUUAUUUGUGUAUGUACUACUUUAGAUACGAUACGAGCAAACGUUGAACUAUUGUGUAUUAUGUCCUUGAAAAGUGUGCAAUUUGAAAUUGUUGAACUGCGUUUGUCUGACUACCUAACUGGCUCAAUGGGAGUUUCCUUUACUUACACUGAAAUUAAGAAACAUCUUUAAUUCCUCCGUAUUAUAAUAUUUAUUCCGGACCUUUAAAAAAAAUGUCUUCGACCCAUACCUAUUUGAUCCUGUACAAAGUGAAAUUAAUUUGUAUGAUUCUGUCUCCUGUAAUUUGUUUGCAUGUUUGUAUGUCAUACAUAUUUGCAUUUUAAUGUUUGAUGAAACGCAAACCUCAUACGAUAUCUGCGGGAAGCACUAAAAACUUAAAUAGUUUACUGCAAAACCCUAAGUACUAUCCAAACUUAUCUCAAAACAUUCAGAUAUUUCGAAGAUACCAACCGGCCGCCUGAUGAUUAGAAGAGUAAUAACCAGCUGCCUUCCAAACUUCGUAUUCCCAAUUACAGAUCUCAGAUACUUUCCUAUAAUUUUCAUCUUCCUUCCACUAAGAAUCUGAAUUGUAUUCAUAUAUGCAGAAAAUAUAUCUUCUUUUUUUUGUAAAACUUAUUUUAAUUUUCCUUCAAUUGAUCCUUUUUUAGUUGAAACCUGGUUCGGUGAAAGUUUCAGGUGAUCAGAAUGACUUUACAAAUAUUUAAAUUAGGCAUUGAACUUAGUGUGAUCAUAAACAAAUGCGAAAUCAGGAACUUAAAGAGAAAAUAUCUAAAACUUAAUUGAAGAAUUUAAAAUAUAAAAAAAUGUCAGUAGAUCUAGAUAUGCGAAUGUGAAUAAAUAAUGUUAUGUAAUAAAAACUACACAAUAUUACUUAAGAAAGUGUACAUUUUUACAGUGUAACAGUGUAAGUACAUUGGAAAUAUAUGAAAACUGUGAAAAUUACCAUGAAAAAUUUACUGAAUUUGCUUAAUAUGUAAAAUAAUGAGUAUAAAAUAAGGAAAAAAAUUAGA
This is a messenger RNA of Hermetia illucens (black soldier fly), 2967 nucleotides long. Its product is annotated as homeobox protein Hox-D4a-like. The record is from RefSeq and is a predicted model, not a curated record. Gene Ontology annotation, biological process: regulation of DNA-templated transcription. The transcript is spliced from 3 exons. The coding region runs from base 553 to 1710 and encodes 385 amino acids. Gene Ontology annotation, molecular function: DNA-binding transcription factor activity, RNA polymerase II-specific; DNA binding. Lineage: Eukaryota; Metazoa; Arthropoda; Insecta; Diptera; Stratiomyidae.